UUCAGUUCGCAAUCACCCCCGCUCGGAACGCCCGUACGCUCCGUUCCAGGCGAUACACGCGAUCUUUUCCGAAAGUGCAAUAUUUUGAAACGUUCGAAUUUCAAACGUUUUUUUUUUCUGUGUGAGUGUUUCUGUUUCUUGGUUGCCAGUGUUUCGUGUUUUAUAAUUGGAUUUGUUUUCGUGUUAAGUUUUGGACGUCCGCAUUUGGUCAACUUACGUUUUGGACGGUAUGCUGAACUUCUGAAUUCCUGUCCCGGCCUGGCUUCGAUACUGAAUAACUCCGGAAGCUCCUGUUGAAUUCGAUGGCAUGGCGCGGUGACGCAUGAUGACACUGCCGCUCGCCGCUCUGCUGCGCCUGCUGCUUAUUGCUGGUGGCGCUAGCUUCGUGAACCCCUACACCAACGACGAGCCAGACCUCACCCAAGUAUGGCUAGAACUCCCCACCUCCCCCGUCGCCCUGGGAGGCGACGUCCACAUCCACGUCCACGGCGCGUCCACGCCGCUGCGCCUGCGCCUCGCGCGCGACGACGACGACGGACGACUGCUAUUGGCUGUUAUGCCACUAGCGCUAGAUGCUGAAGGCCGCAUGACGCUCCCGUGCGGUUACUUCAAUCGAGGCGGAACGUACUAUGUUGAGCUUUUGGCGGACAAUUUUGUGAAUGAUUAUGAUAACAAUAGUAUAAGUGAUGAUAGAGUAGCAAGAGACGUGAAAGAUAAAGUGAACAGUGAGUCUAAUGGUGAUAGUGUUAAAGAUAAAAGAGACGUGUAUAAAGAUGAAACUAACAAAGACAAUGAAAGAGUGACAAGAGAUUUAAACAAUAAAGGUAAAACUAAGAGAGUAAAGAGAGAAGAAAGUGAAGGUAGAAUAGUGGAAACUGAAGAUGGAGUGGUCAAAUCGUGGAGUUUCGAUGUGCUUUGGCCGUCAGCGAAGUUAGACGUGACUCCGGAGCAAAUACAGACGUAUCCGGAGAGGCAGGUGACGGCGAUAUUGGAGUUCCCGAAGGUGAUGUGUGCUCCGUUGCUGCAAAGUGCGGAUUUCUGGCUGGAGCUGCUGUAUUGUGGACAUUCGAGUGGAGGAGCGGUGCUGUGCGAUGGGAAGAAUACCAGCUCUCACGCGCACGUUUUGUAUUCUGAACAGAUGCACGGCUUUCCGGGUCGCCGGACGAUGACGUUGCGUUGUGAACUAUUCGGCCAAGCUGGGGACUACGCGCUCACACUCCGGCCAGCGGCUGCCGGGCCCCAGGACCUCGCUACUGCCUUCGUCAAGGCGGACUGGUCGGAGCAGUUCGUGUUAAACGUGCACGGUGGCAGCGUGUUCCCCUGCGGAGAAGGAGUGCGAGUACUCUUCCAGUACCCGGAGUGCGUGCUGGAAGGGGCCGACAGAGUACGGGUCUUUGGACGAGAUCCGGAGCGGCUGAGAUACGUGGCCGAGAGGCGAGUGAGAAGGGGCCAGCACACAGUCUCGUUUGACUGUCGCCUGUUCAGCGAGAGGUAUCCAGAGUACUGCUUCGUGUACGUCUCGCAAGCUGUGACAGGCGCUGUGGCUGAUGUCAGGAUGGACUGUCUGCCCACCUUACCAUUGUCAGAUGGCGGCGCUGGUGGCUGGGGCGCCUGGUCGGCGUGGUCAGCGUGCCCAUCACCAGCACGCUGUUCCACUCGCACUCGCAGCCGCCACCGCUUCUGCGACUCACCACCGCCUGCUUACGGAGCAAAGUAUUGCGAGGGUCAAGCUGUGGAGCUGGCAGCUUGUGAAUGCGCCUCCAAGCCCUGGGCUGGAGACUCCUCCAUGGUUGUGUCAGAAGUCGGUCCUCAAUGCCGGUGUGGAUGCGUGCUGCAUCUAGCUCCUAGUGCAAGAUUGCUGGCUGGGUCUGCUAAGGCUUGCCCUGGGCGCUCCUUCUGGCUAUUGCAGGCCGAAGAAGGCUUGGUGGUCCGGCUUCGCUUCGAAGCGGUGCGGCUACCGUGUGCGGGACAAGCUCUGAGAGCUCGCGACGGCGACUCGCUUGGUUCUCCGCUUCUGGCCUCUUGGGAUGGACCCGACAGCUCUGCCUUGGUUGGAGACGUGGAAACCACGACAGACAGCAGCGGGGCGAUCGAGAUCGCCGGCGGCGGGCAUAUACUAGUAGAACUGCGUUCGGGAGAAGCGAAGAAUCAGGCGGAUCAGAACUGCGCGGGAGGCUUUCUGGCACACGCUUCGCAGAUCGAACCGAUCCGCAACGCGUCAGCAGCCUGGGCGUCGAUCGGCGUGGGUCCGGCGUGGCUCGGCGCCGGCGGAGGCGCCAGAGCGGCGGCGUUGGCGUUAGCCGCUGCCGCCGCGUUGGCUGCAUUAGGUCUGGCGCUGCACUCGGCCAGACGGACCACGCCCUAUCAGAGGGCAGCUGAUAAAGAAUCACUCACAGAUAGUGAUGCAUGUUCAGCAUCGCUGGAGCUCGGAGCCGCUGCAUCAGGCUCUCGGAGCACCCUGCUCUCCGAAGUGGUCGGAGGCAGCGUUUCCCUGCGAAGACUGCUGCCUUCAGGAAGGACGAGGCAUACCAGGCUGAGGGAUUCGGAUAGGGCGUCGGAGAAGGAGCAAAGGCUGGACGAAGACGAACCAACGGACACGGAAGAGCAGGACAACGCCAGCGAAGGCAGCGCUCACAGCGCGGCGAGCGACGCCACCAUAACACCAGAGUCUGCUGCGAGCGCGCCCGCGGGACAAACUAGUGUUAGCGCCAUGACGCACUCACCGUUGAAGAGAUCUCAGACUAUGGCUGAUACACCACAGGUCACAUCUCCGCCUCUGCCUUCAACAAGCGAGACAGCAACAGAGGACAUAAGCACAAGCGUGACCAGUGUGAGCGAGAGGGACUCUUAUAGCGAAAAGGACAAAGAUAGCUUGUUAGACAGAAGUGCAAGUAGGGCAUCUUCUUCGUCCGCCGCUACUCUGACAAACGGUUGGUACUCGCCAGCACUGAGCGGGGUAUCCGCGGCUCGGAUCCGCGACAACCCUAAACAUAACAAAGAGAGCUGCAACCGCCGGCUGCUGCGCUCUGAUCUCAGUCUCACCUCGCAUCCUGAGAUGGAGAUUGAUUAUUAUGACUACGAGGUUAACAAUGCAGGUUCAGUUCCUGGCUCGUACCUAGGAAUGGACCCAGCUUUCCUGGUCUGGAUCCCUCCUAUAGAAGAAGGAGAUAUCAUCAAAGAAAUAGAUGAAAGCAAAAUACCUAUUUAUGAGGAGAUUCUUCCCAAAGAUAUCCAUCCGGACCCUGGCAGCAACACAGAGUCCCCCGAAGAUCGUCCUUCUUGCAGCACUCUCAAGAGGAUUGAGCGAGAGAAACCCGACAACAGAUCCAUCAAGUCCAACGACUCCGUCAAAUCCCGCAGAGUCCAUGACAGGACCAACAUCAUCCAUCCUCUCAACUUCAGCAUCACCGACUUACAAAACUCCCCAAGACUUCCGAAAAGAAGCAGAAAGAAGAAAGAUGACGCGAUACAAAUGAAAGAACUCACUUUAACAAGAUCUCCAGUUAAAGUACACAGGAGAGAUAAAUCAGACAAUGAUAAUACAUUGAAAAGAGUUAACGAUAAUGCGAGAGAAACCAAAGAUUAUGACACUAAAGCAAAUACAGAUCUCGAUGAUAUAAAGUUUGCAGAUGAUACUGAUUCGUCAAACGAAAUCAAAUUUGCCGAUGAUUCACCAGAUAGUAAUAGAUUAGUUGAUAGAUUCAAUGUUAAAGCUUAAGUCGAUUGUUAAGGUUUUAAUAAAACCCCGUAGACAAUCAUUACCAUCAUUAAUAUUUAUGUAGAAUUUUAGUUUCCCUUAGAUUCAAAUGCCCGUUUAACUUAAGGACCAAUAUGUGAAUAAAUCAGACAUGACAUAUUUAUAAUAUUCUCUCAUAUCAUCAAAUCAAAAUUAAAUGUAGCGCGAUAUCUAUUUUUCAAAGAUUCCAUAUACGUGUAGUUCACUAAUGUAAUAGAUUUAGAAAAUAAUUAGUGGGGAUAAUAGUUUACCAUUAUCAGAACCUAUUCCAUAUCGUUCCAUUAUUAU
Molecule: messenger RNA, 4024 nt
Organism: Cydia amplana
Lineage: Eukaryota; Metazoa; Arthropoda; Insecta; Lepidoptera; Tortricidae
Gene: gogo
Exons: 20
Coding region: 323-3718 (1131 amino acids)
Cellular component (GO): cell periphery
Source: RefSeq, a predicted model, not a curated record